Achroia grisella is the source of this 756-nucleotide messenger RNA. Its product is annotated as 3-oxoacyl-[acyl-carrier-protein] reductase FabG-like. The record is from RefSeq and is a predicted model, not a curated record. NCBI's taxonomy places the organism in Eukaryota, Metazoa, Arthropoda, Insecta, Lepidoptera, Pyralidae. Bases 1 to 756 code for a protein of 251 amino acids. Gene Ontology annotation, molecular function: oxidoreductase activity. The transcript has a single exon.
AUGAGUUUUGCAAAUAAAAUAGUUCUAAUAACUGGAGCUAGUACCGGUAUUGGCGCAACAACCGCUAUAUCGUUUGCUAAAGAAGGUGCUAAAGUAGUUAUAUUGGCUAGAAAUGAAUCUAAUCUGAAGAAAACCGCCGAUGAAAUUAAGAAAAUUGGAACUGCACCUUUAGUGAUCAAAGCGGAUAUAACUAAAGAUGAAGAUGCAAAACGCAGUAUUGACAACACAAUCGAUAAAUACGGCAAAUUAGAUGUACUAGUUAACAACGCUGGCAUACUAAAACUGGGUACGCUAUUAGACAAUAGUAUAAUGGCAACGUACGAUGAAACGAUGAACACUAACGUGCGUGCUAUGGUGAAUUUGACUAGCUUGGCUGCACCACAUCUUGUCAAGACAAAAGGUAAUAUUGUUAAUAUAUCAAGUAUCGCUGGAAUGAAACCACUUAUGGCAAUAGUUAAUGCGUACGGGAUAUCCAAAGCCGCUGUAAAUUACUUCACGCUUGGAGCAGCUCUAGAGCUAUCACCGCUUGGAGUCAGAGUAAAUACUAUCAGUCCAGGACUUGUCGGAACUGAUUUCACAGCUAAAGCAGGGAUAGACAUUCCUCUAGGAGAUUACAGUACUAAAUCGCUACUCAGUAGAUAUUCAACUUGUGAAGAAAUCGCCGAUUUGGUUCUUUACUUAGCCAGCGAUAAAGCUAAGGGUAUUACUGGUUCCAAUUACCUAAUUGAUAACGGUCUAUCUCUAAGUGUGGACUGA